UCGACGUUUGGCGUUCGGAGGGAUUCAUCAAAAGUAAGAGUAUUAUCACCUGCGCUGGAUAGUCCAUUCAAAUCUACUGAAGUGCUCGGAAGUGCCUGAACCUUCUGCUAAGCGAGCGCACAGAGUACCGAUUUGCUACACGGCUCCCCUCGAAAGUGUGUGUUUGUGUUAGCGCGUGCAUUUUGGGCCGUGCGUGAACGAAGUCCCACAGUGUGAUACCACGUAGGACACAGACGGACAAGUGUUACCAUCAACAAUCAAAUCGCCGUUCAACCCUAGCCGGAAUCGGAGUCAACAUGCGCUACAUCUUGGUCGUUUUUGCGGCAACCGUCGCGUGCAUCUAUGCACAAAGCUUCAAGUGUCCACCAAAGGACGGUCAAUACGAGGACCCAGUCCAGUGCGACAAGUUCUACGAGUGUGUCGAUGGACGUGCCACCGAGCGACUCUGCCCGGAUGGGCUCGUCUUCGAUCCUACUAUUCGUAAGAUUAACAAGUGCGAUCAGCCCUUCAACGUAGACUGCGGUAACCGUGAAGAGCUGCAACCACCACGCGGCAACAACCUGUGCCCACGACGCAACGGAUUCUUCGCUCAUCCGGAUCCGGCCGUCUGCAACGUGUUCUACAACUGCAUUGAGGGUGAAGCUAACGAAAUCACCUGCACCGCUGGGCUGCACUUCGACGAGUACACGGGCACGUGCGUCUGGCCGAAUGAUGCCGGCCGUCAGGGUUGCAAUCCCGGAGCAAACAAGAAACUGAAGGAUGGAUUCACCUGCCCGAAGGAUCAGAAGACGGACGAGGCCGGACAGGUUGUGGCGCACCCGAAGUACGCCCACCCGACCGACUGCCAGCGGUUUUACGUCUGCCUGAACGGUGUGGAGCCGCGUGAUCUCGGCUGCCAGGUCGGAGAGGUGUACAACGAGGAGACAGAGCGAUGUGACGCACCCGAAAACGUUCCCGGCUGCGAGGACUGGUACAAGGAGAGUGACGAGAAGAAGAACUGAGCUGCCGUCAUUAAAUCCCUCACCCCGAGUUCCCUCGUUCCAGUUGUCCCUCCUAUUCCCCUCGUAAUUCCCACUUUGUAGUUUGUCGUCCAGUAAGAUGAGGAACGCCAAGAAUUUGCAGACUGAUGACACCUUCUCGGAAAUAUCCGACAUUCACCAUACCAGAAUACAGUAAAGAACGAUACAUAAGUUAUCAGGAAAAAAGAAAGAAAAAAGAAGAAGAAGUAAACAACAACAAAAUGGCGACGGUCGCAGAUCGUGCGCGUUGCGAUAUGUCGUUUGUUUCUGAACAACAACAACGGAAAAAAGAAAGCAAAAAGAAGUGCUCUUGUACUAGCGCACGCCAAUGAAAAGACUCAUUACGUUUGUACUUUUGUUUUAAAAUAUGUUAACGAACCCCUCGAAGCUGUACAACCCUCCCUUGUACGAUUUUGUUCUCAAUUUGUUUUGAGCAAUAAUAAAUGAAAAAAUAAAAUAAAAAACAAAAACAAAUGACAGAAAACCUUAA
Molecule: messenger RNA, 1509 nt
Organism: Anopheles gambiae (African malaria mosquito)
Lineage: Eukaryota; Metazoa; Arthropoda; Insecta; Diptera; Culicidae
Product: protein obstructor-E
Exons: 5
Coding region: 297-1001 (234 amino acids)
Cellular component (GO): extracellular region
Molecular function (GO): chitin binding
Source: RefSeq, a predicted model, not a curated record